AUGAAGUAUCAAAAAGAACCCGACAAAACACAACAAGGUUGGCCGCUGCGCUUCUUUACCGCACUUCUUUACUGCGUUUCUUUACCGCGCUUCUUUACCGUGUUCUGCUGCGCUUCUUUACUGCGUUUCUUUACCGCACUUCUUUACUGCGUUUCUUUACCGCGCUUCUUUACCGCGUUCUGCUGCGCUUCUUUACUGCGUUUCUUUACCGCACUUCUUUACUGCGUUUCUUUACCGCGCUUCUUUACCGCGUUCUGCUGCGCUUCUUUACUGCGUUUCUUUACCGCACUUCUUUACCGCGUUUCUUUACCGUGUUUCUUUACCGCGUUCUGCUGCUCUUCUUUACUGCGUUUCUUUACCGCGCUUCUUUACCGCGUUCUGCUGCGCUUCUUUACUGCGUUUCUUUACCGCACUUCUUUACCGCGUUUCUUUACCGUGUUUCUUUACCGCGUUCUGCUGCUCUUCUUUACUGCGUUUCUUUACCGCGUUCUGCUGCUCUUCUUUACUGUUUCUUUACCGCGUUCUGCUGCUCUUCUUUACUGCGUUUCUUUACCGCGUUCUGCUGCUCUUCUUUACCGUGUUUCUUUACCGCGUUCUGCUGCUCUUCUUUACCAUGUUUCUUUACCGCGUUCUGCUGCUCUUCUUUACCGUGUUUCUUUACCGCAUUCUGCUGCUCUUCUUUACUGCGUUUCUUUACCGCGUUCUGCUGCUCUUCUUUACCGUGUUUCUUUACCGCGUUCUGCUGCUCUUCUUUACUGCGUUUCUUUACCGCACUUCUUUACCGCGUUUCUUUACCGCGUUCUGCUGCUCUUCUUUACUGCGUUUCUUUACCGCACUUCUUUACCGCGUUUCUUUACCGUGUUUCUUUACCGCACUUCUUUACCGCGUUUCUUUACCGUGUUUCUUUACCGCAUUCUGCUGCUCUUCUUUACUGCGUUUCUUUACCGCACUUCUUUACCGCGUUUCUUUACCGUGUUUCUUUACCGCAUUCUGCUGCUCUUCUUUACUGCGUUUCUUUACCGCACUUCUUUACCGCGUUUCUUUACCGUGUUUCUGCUGCUCUUCUUUACUGCGUUUCUUUACCGCACUUCUUUACCGCACUUCUUUACCGCGUUUCUUUACCGUGUUUCUUUACCGCGUUCUGCUGCUCUUCUUUACUGCGCUUCUUUAGCGCGCUUCUUUCCUGCGUUUCUUUACCGCGUUCUGCUGCUCUUCUUUACCGUGUUUCUUUACCGCGUUCUGCUGCUCUUCUUUACUGCUCUUCUUUACCGCGCUUCUUUAGCGCGCUUCUUUCCUGCGUUUCUUUAGCGCG
Molecule: messenger RNA, 1312 nt
Organism: Sebastes umbrosus (honeycomb rockfish)
Lineage: Eukaryota; Metazoa; Chordata; Actinopteri; Perciformes; Sebastidae
Exons: 3
Coding region: 1-1308 (435 amino acids)
Source: RefSeq, a predicted model, not a curated record